Oldenlandia corymbosa var. corymbosa is the source of this 1608-nucleotide messenger RNA. The record is from the annotation of a GenBank genome assembly. NCBI's taxonomy places the organism in Eukaryota, Viridiplantae, Streptophyta, Magnoliopsida, Gentianales, Rubiaceae.
GCAAAUUGUAGAUAUGGAAAUGUUCUAUUACAAUGAAACUACAAAAUUUUGUUGACUCCCAUUCCAUAAAUUAGAUAACGACAUUAUCCAGCAAGCUAGAUAGAAAUGGACUUUCAGUCAACAACAAAACACUUACACAAAGAGCAAUCUUUCUCCAUGAAACAGAGGAAGAUAACCUUUCAUCAUCUAAUUCACAAUUAUCAUCGCCUCAAUCACCUUCAAUCAUUACAAUCCUCAAACAUAAAGCAAAAAUCUGAAUCCCAACUCUCCGUUUCAACUCCGGCCAAAGCCAUAAGAGCCCCCCGUUUCAAUUCCGGCCAAACCCCUCUGUUCUCUGCCUCCCUCAAUACCUUUUCCAUAAUUAGAUAAUAUAAUCAGAUGGAUUCAAUCAUCGAUAAGGAGAGGCAGGAGAAGGAGAAUUCAGAAGAGGAUAAGGCCACAAGAAGAAAAAGGAAGUUUACAUGUUUGAUGAUCUUUUUCAUUGCUCUGUUUUUCGUUAUAAUCGUUUCAGUCAUCUCAGUUUUUGUAGCCAUCAAGAAAGAUUUAGAUGCCGAAUCACUUUCAGCUUCACACCCAAAGGAGCACAUCAGAACCAUCUGUGAACUAACCACGUUUCCCAAUUCAUGUUUCAAACCCAUAUCGAAACUCCAAUCGAAUUACUUGACCAAAUCCAGAAAAACAAACCCGACUGCCAUUUUCAUGUUCUUCCAUCAGGCUGCUUUUGAUCAGCUUAACAUCGCCAUUUCACGGAGUGGAUAUGAAUACUCAAAUAUUCUAACUCUUGAAGAAGACUCAGCGGUCGAGUCAGCAAGUUUGAAACUUUGUAAUAUUUUGAUUUGGGAUUCAUUGACACAAGUAAACAUGUCUAUGGCGUUGUUGGAAGCUGAUUACUCUGUAAAUGAAAUGUUCAGAUUAAGGAAGAUAAAAGUUGAUUUGGAAAGAUUGAUUGUGAAUGCUACGGAUAAUAUGAACGCCUGUUCGAGAUUGGAGUAUGUUUCUGAAGAAUUAAGGAUGAAGAUAUCUGAUUCAGUGGAGUAUUUGAAUAAUUGCGAAGAGAUUCUCAGGAAGAUGGACAGAGUUAUUGAGAUGUUCAACCCACCUCUGUUUCCGGGUGUUUUUGUUUUCGGUUAUGAAAGUGUGAGUAUGUUGAUCGUGUUUUAUGGCUCCCCAUAUCUGUUCUUGCUUUUUCUUCUUUAUAAAUUAAUUAGAAUGCUGAAAUGAUGUUGAAGAACACUGUCCUUCAUGAUGGAGUAGUUUUUUUGCUUUUAUCUUUUUUCGUGAUUUUCGAUUUCCAGAAAAUUUUUAUCUAUUUAAUUUUUUUUUUUUUUUGGAGAUGAAAGUUGGUUUUCAUUUCAUUAAUUGUUGUUGAUUAAGUAUGAUCUCAGAUUUCCUCAAGAGUUCUAUACAACACGAAUAUCUACUAGUUACAACUAUACAUCUAUAGAAAAAGAAUAAAUAUUCACUAUUCAUUUGAAUUGGGGGAGAUUUUAUCAAAUAUGUUCUUUGUUAGUAUUUUUCAUUUUAGAAAUUUUGGCAAGAGUGAUUCAUGUAGAAUGAAAUACUAUGAAUCACCUAUGCUUUAAAUAUAUAUAUAUAUAUAUAUAUAUU